UCUUUGUCUUUCAUUACCACAUCAUUCUAAUACGGAGCAACCUGAAAUGGGUGCCACUAUUUUAUUACAAAAAUGUUAUACUCAUGUUUCAAGAAAUGAGAUCUUUCAAUCACCGAUACUGGCUUAUAAAAACAGGCUGAUCUAAAAUCGACUUCUUCAUUUUCAGUUGGAUGUGAUCCAUCCAUUCUGUGAAACAGUUGCUGUUGCUGAAUUACGAUUUAACUUCCUUGUUGACAUGGAACCGUUUGAAACAACACUUUUUUCUUUGUCAUGGAGGUAGAGUGGAAUAUUCAAUUCAAGAUAUUUUGGCUCACAUACACACUGUCAUCAGUUACAGUAACCGCACUUAAUAAAGGACAAGCUAUUGCAAAUGAAACAAAGUCAUCACCAAGUCACGUGACAUCACUGAAAGGCUCAUCGAUACGGUUAACGUGGGGAUAUGAGUAUGGAGGUGAUAUACCCGGAUUUAUAACAUACAAAGAACAAAUAAUUGGAUUUAACAGCUCUUCACAGGCAGCACUGCAACCUGUAGCAAAGAGGACAGGAGCAAAUGGUGUGCUUCAGCUUGUGCCAACUGUUCCAGCACCAUUCACUGGAAGACUCACAGUAAUACCAUCAAAUGAUACAUUGGUGAUCAGUGGAUUGAAGUACAAUGACACUGCUUACCAAUUUGCAUCAUAUAUUAUUACAGAAAUUAUUGUAGGUGGUACAACCAACCCAAAUAGAGGUGACCUCAAACCAGUUGUCCGGAUUACUGUCAAUGGAGUACCAGAAUUCCUUACAUCAACUCCAGCUACAAUUGAAGUGAAUGAAAAUUCAAAUUUAGAAAUGGCGAUUGAAAUGGAUGGAAACCCUGCACCAUCAGCUGAUUUUCUUUGGCCUCAUCUUAGUGAUGGUGGGACAACUGUUGUUGGUAGCCAAAUUUACCCGUAUGUUUAUUCAGCAAAGUUUUCACAUCCAAAUAUAGCGGCUACUUUUUGUGGAAGGAUAUUGAAAUCUUCAGUGAAGAACAGUAUUGGAUCAUCACUUGCCAAAGACACCAAUGUCACUGUUUUACUGAAACUUGAUGCCAAUCCAAUUUUGCAAGCAGGAAAGAAAAUCGUAGAUAGUUGUGUCGAAGUGAAAUGGACGAAGGCCAAAUCUGGAGCUUGUUCCGUGAAAUACGAAGUGAGAUUGAAAAAUGCUUCAAGGAUUGUUGUUUAUACUGAAACUGGAUAUAACAUCGAUAAAAUAAAGAAAUGCAAGAUUCCAGGAAAUGUGAAUAUCACUGAUGUUGAAAUGACGAUGAGUUUCAAAAGUACUUCAAAGGUCUACACUGCCAAAGUCUCAGAAACACCCAUCCCAACAACACUACCGCCGACCACUACAUCAAAAACUUCAAAAACACCGGUACCAAGUUCAAGUGAACCAACAACGAGAACAGACACGACCCACAAAUCAACAGUUAAGGGGAAGACAAGUGUUCAGCCAACAGCAUGUAAAGAAAAACAAGUGAAUAGCGAUGAAGAGAAAGACAACAUAAUCAUAGCGCUUUCAGUAGUGGUUGCAGUCUCAUUCAUUGCCAUGGCAACAAUGGUGAUCUGUCUCAUCAGAAUAAAAGGGAAACAAACACAAGCUCAAGACAAUGGAAAUAAAAGGUAUAUUGAGUUGAUGCUUUCGUAUAGUUUAAGUUUUGCCAGUUUGAAGUCGUUCUAA
This is a messenger RNA of Rhopilema esculentum, 1695 nucleotides long. The record is from RefSeq and is a predicted model, not a curated record. NCBI's taxonomy places the organism in Eukaryota, Metazoa, Cnidaria, Scyphozoa, Rhizostomeae, Rhizostomatidae.